Molecule: messenger RNA, 402 nt
Organism: Jaculus jaculus (lesser Egyptian jerboa)
Lineage: Eukaryota; Metazoa; Chordata; Mammalia; Rodentia; Dipodidae
Product: endogenous retrovirus group K member 7 Pro protein-like
Exons: 1
Coding region: 1-402 (133 amino acids)
Biological process (GO): proteolysis
Molecular function (GO): nucleic acid binding; aspartic-type endopeptidase activity
Source: RefSeq, a predicted model, not a curated record
AUGUUCUCGGGCUUAGUCGAUACAGGUGCAGACAGGAGUAUUAUAAAACUAGACUCCUGGCCAAAGUCUUGGCCCCUUCAAAGAUCCUCUCAGACCCUUCAAGGUUUGGGGUAUGCAGAGACACCCCAGAUGAGUGCAAAAGAACUAACAUGGUAUACUGAUGAGGGGCAAAAGGGAAGAAUACAGCCUUUUGUAUUAGCGGUCCCUAUCAAUUUGUGGGGAAGGGAUGUUCAAUCCCAGUUGCGCCUCCGCUUGACUAAUGACUAUUCGGAGGCUAGUAAAAAUAUGAUGAAAAUACAAGGCUUUGUCCCAGAACAGGGACUAGGAAAGUUCCUUCAGGGGUGCCCCGAUCCAAUUAUUCCCAAAGAAAAAUUAGACCGUAAUGGAUUGGGUUUUUCUUAG